AUGGAUAGAUUGGCGCAAGGGAAGGGCAGUGUGGGUCCAACGAGGCCACCUAUCCUGGCUUUGAAAAAGCGCACUAUAGGGCGGUCGUCGUUGUAUGUGUGCGUGCGUGAUGGUGAACGUCAACGGACCCGCGCAUGUGUGACCGAAGUCUGCGGAGCUGGUGGACUGUUCUCGAGGUUAUCUGGGCGUGAAGCGACGUCGCCAUCACACGAUGUACGCGAACCGUGCGCUUCAUCAAGCGCUUGGGCUUUUUGCGAUUGCUCGUCGACAUUUUGCGAUUGCUCAUCGGCGGAGUCCGGGUGA
Messenger RNA from Leptosia nina, 303 nucleotides. NCBI's taxonomy places the organism in Eukaryota, Metazoa, Arthropoda, Insecta, Lepidoptera, Pieridae. The record is from the annotation of a GenBank genome assembly.